Molecule: messenger RNA, 1166 nt
Organism: Amphimedon queenslandica
Lineage: Eukaryota; Metazoa; Porifera; Demospongiae; Haplosclerida; Niphatidae
Exons: 3
Coding region: 125-1150 (341 amino acids)
Source: RefSeq, a predicted model, not a curated record
UGAAUACAUCAUAUAAAAGGAUUCUACCAGGAUGCUGACACUGCAUGCUUUCUUACUCCUCUUACAUAAAAAAUGCAACAUAACGGUAGUCAGCUAUUAGUAGGCCCAGACUAGUGAAGAAGGGAUGAAUGUCUUUCUGCUGUUGCUUUUGUUUCUUCAUGUUUGUAGCAAAUCAGCUUUUGCUCAGUGUAUGUCAACUGACUGCAUGACAAGGAAUGAGUCAUUGUCUCUGUAUCUAAGAGUGUGCUGCAAUACAAGGAACUUAGGAAGGACUCUCACUAUUGAAGGAGAUGACAUAACAAGAUACAUCCUUUGUCCACGGGUAUAUUCAAAAUCUUGCUCAGAAUUAAGAGACUGCAAGGCUUGGUAUGAGAAAGGGAGUACUGUUAGUGACAGCUACACUAUUUAUCCUGAGGGGAGGACUCCAGUGGAGGUAUACUGUGAUAUGGAGGGUCUUGCUAACUGCGAUAACAAAGGUGGUUGGACCAGAGUAGGGUACCUCAAUAUGACAGAGUUUGGUGCUAACUGCCCUAGUGGCCUACAAGAAAGGAACUACGAUAAUAUUGAUCAUCCAGUAUGCGGUAGACAGGAUAGCAACAGUCCUAGUUGCACUCCAACUAAUUUUCCAUCUCACGGGAUAGCAUACAGUAAAAUCUGCGGGCAAAUCAGAGGAUAUCAAUUUGGUCAUCCUGAUGCACUAAGAGAUAUUUCGCAAGGUAUAGACAGCUAUUAUGUCGACGGCUUGUCCCUUACUUAUGGAAAAAAUCCUCGUAAACACAUCUGGACAUUUAUCGGAGGGCCACAGGAAAGUGAGAGGGAUUAUAAUGGUUGUCCAUGCGUCAAUGGCUACGCAGGAGGCUCUUCACGUAAUCCUCCAUCAACAUUCAUAGGAUCUUCUUAUUAUUGUGAGUCUGCACGGGAUCCUGGUCAACCAGAGGCUAACGUUCUUUAUCCCAUGGAUCCUUUGUGGGAUGGGGAGCAAUGUGAUGAUAGAGAAGCUCCUUGUUGUCCAGCUAACUCUAUAAUGCCUUGGUUCUAUCGAUCACUGGAUACACAAACCAGUGAUGAUAUCGAACUAAGACUGUGCAGCAAUAGGGAGACUACUGUAGAAGACACUCCAAUUGAUAUUGUGGAACUUUACAUUAAGUAGCAUGUGCCUAGUCAUU